This is a messenger RNA of Camellia sinensis, 739 nucleotides long. NCBI's taxonomy places the organism in Eukaryota, Viridiplantae, Streptophyta, Magnoliopsida, Ericales, Theaceae. The record is from RefSeq and is a predicted model, not a curated record.
UUUACAGAAGUUGGUGUAACAAGAUAAAAACUCAUUACUCGAAGUUGGUAGACGCUGGUGUUGACCCUUAUAGUAAACCAUACAAAGGGGUCGAUUCUGAGGCUUAGGUAUACAUGAUCGAUCAUGUAUGGCUUGAUGGCGAUUAUCAGAACUUGGCUAAAAAAGCAAGGGAUAGUCGAGCAAGGUUACCAUAUAAUCAUACAAUGGGCUCCAAGUCAUUUCAAGCUGCAAUGUAUAAACAGGGUACCGAGAAGACUGACUUUGUAGACUUCUACAAAGAUUCCCAUUGGAGCAAGAGAAAGUCAGAUUGGGUAGCCCCAAUAUGUGGUCAAUUACAUGAAGCUUUGAAAAAGCGACAUGAAGAGUCUUUAGAGCCUGGGGCAAUACCUUUAACUCAGGAGCAGCUGUCAAUCGAGAUUCUUGGAAAGAAAUCGGGAUACUUGAAAGGCUUUGGAGUUGGUCCAAAACCAUCAUCAUCCAGAUCUUCUGUUACUGCACAAGCACAUACUGAGGUGGUUUCGAGCCUACAAAAAGAACUAGAGUCAUUGAAGAAUUUGUCUGAGAUCCAGCAAGAACAAAUUACAGCCCAGAACCUGGUAGCACAAGAGCAAGCUAAAAUGAUUGAAAUGCAAAACAAAAGAUUUGAAGAGAUUAAGAAGUUUAUGAGGAUGACCAAGGAUCAGGCAGGCAUGCAGGUUGAUGAAAAUAAUUAUUCAUCAGAGGAAUCUUAUUGACAAAC